Molecule: messenger RNA, 2373 nt
Organism: Clupea harengus (Atlantic herring)
Lineage: Eukaryota; Metazoa; Chordata; Actinopteri; Clupeiformes; Clupeidae
Product: extracellular calcium-sensing receptor-like
Exons: 6
Coding region: 1-2373 (790 amino acids)
Biological process (GO): G protein-coupled receptor signaling pathway
Cellular component (GO): plasma membrane
Molecular function (GO): G protein-coupled receptor activity
Source: RefSeq, a predicted model, not a curated record
AUGAAUAAGAGCUUUAGCCCCAGGGCUUUGCGCUGGAUGCGUACAAUGGCCUUUGCUGUACAGGAGAUAAACCAGCGACAGGACCUCCUACCUCAUCUGAAACUGGGAUACCACAUAAGAGACAGCUGUGACGAUAUUCCAGUUUCCUUGAAAAAUACACUUCUCCUUGCAAAUGGACAACCUGAAAAGGGCAGUGGCUCUACAUGCCUGGACACUCACAGGAAAGUUUCACCUGUGAUUGUUGGAGAUGCAGCUUCAGGGGUGUCAAUGGCUGUUUUACGGAUUUUGGGCUCUUUUCACGUCCCCUUGGUGAGCUACUUUGCGUCAUGCAGUUGCCUGAGCAAUCAAAAAGAGUUUCCUACUUUCAUGAGGACAAUGCCAAGUGAUGCAAUCCAGACAAAGGCUCUGGCCAGACUGGUCAGUCAUUUCCACUGGACUUGGGUGGGAGUGAUUGGUUUGGAGUCAGACUAUGCCCGUUUUGCCAUACAGCUCUUUCUCCAAGAAGCAGCCAGAUAUAAUGUCUGUGCAGCCUAUGUUCAUUUUCUGUCUCUGCCACCAAUCAAAGACGCUGUUGUGGAUCUGGUGAAGACUAUAAAGAAGUCCUCUGCUAGAGUCGUCCUGAGUGUUUAUGGGGACACUGAGAUGCGUGUAAUUUUGACUGAGUGCAGACGGCAGAAUGUCACCGAUCUGCUUUGGAUCGCCAGCGAGGCCUGGUCUACAUCACAGUCACUGUGGACUGAUUUUGAGGAUCUGUUGCGGGGAACUUUGGGGUUUGCGAUACGGAAAGGUGAUAUCCCAGGUCUGGGCAUGCAUCUCACCAGUCUGCACCCUUCCCAAGAACUGACUUCACAUUUUAUAGCAGAGUUCUGGGAAGAGACCUUCAACUGCAGGCUCAAUGACUCGGUGAAUACUCACACACAUGCGGAGGAGGCUCAGAAGAGAGGCUCUUGUAGUGGACUUGAAGAGCUCAAUGAGGUGUACUCUGUAUACACAGACGUGUCCCAGCUCAGAGUCACCUAUAAUGUCUAUAAGGCUGUGCACCUCAUAGCUCAUGCACUGCAUGAUAUGAGCGUCUGUGUUCCCGGGAAAGGUCCCUUUUCCAAUGGGACCUGUGGGAGUCUGGCACCCGUUCUGCCAUGGCAGCUCCUUCACUAUUUGAAACAAACAAUGUUCACAACAUUGGGUGAGGAAGUGAGAUUUGAUGAAAAUGGAGACCCAAUUGCUUCAUAUGACCUCAUGAACUGGCAAAAGGCACAGGAUGGCUCAUUGCGACUGAUGAAAGUAGGAUAUUAUGAUGACUCUUUAGCUCAGGACCUCUUCAUUAAUGAGUCUGCAGUGCAGUGGCACAAAGGCUUCCAGACACCAGUGUCAAUAUGUAGUGAAAGCUGUCUGCCAGGUUUUAGGAAAGCGAUCAGGAAAGGCCAGCCCAUUUGCUGUUUCGACUGCAUCCCCUGUGCUGAAGGGGAGAUUAGCAAUGAAACAGUGAAUUGUUUGAGAUGCUCGGAGGACACAUGGCCAAACCGAGCUCAGAAUCACUGUAUUCCAAAAACAAUAGAAUUUUUAUCUUAUCAUGAAACCAUGGGCAUAGUUCUUUGGGUAGUCUCUGCAUUUGGUGCCUUUGCUACGGUAGCUGUUUUGGGAGUGUUUGUUAUUUACAGAAAAACACCCAUGGUUCGAGCAAACAACAUGGAACUCAGCUUCUUACUGCUUCUCUUUCUCUGUGCUUGCUUCCUGAUUGGCCUGACCUUCAUUGGGGAGCCCACUGAUUGGUUCUGCCAGAUCCGAUACACCGCAUUUGGCAUCAGCUUCGCUCUCUGUAUCUCCUGCAUUCUUGCUAAAACAGUUGUAGUAAUGAUGGCAUUCAGGGCCAACCUUCCUGGAAGUAAUGUCAUGAAGUGGUUUGGUCCAGCCAAACAGAGAGCUAGUGUUAUAGUAUGCACUUCCAUACAGGUACUCAUAUGCAUUGUUUGGCUUACCACUCGGCCUCCUUAUGCAGCACAAAACACCAGGUUCCUGAGUGCCAAGAUUAUCCUGGAGUGUGUUGUGGGGUCAGAAGUGGGCUUCUGGUGUGUGCUGGGCUACAUUGGACUGCUGGCCUGCAUGUGCUUUUUAAUGGCUUUUUUAGCUAGGAAACUCCCCGACAAUUUCAAUGAAGCCAAGUUCAUUACAUUUAGUAUGCUUAUUUUUUUUGCUGUUUGGAUUACUUUUAUACCUGUAUAUGUUAGCACAUCAGGAAAGUACACAGUAGCUGUUCAUGUAUUUGCCAUUUUAGCCUCUGCUUUUGGCCUCCUAUUUUGUAUUUUUAUCCCAAAAUGCUACAUCAUCUUGUUUAAGCCUGAGAAAAACAACAGACAGCACAUGAUGCGAAAAUAA